Phanerochaete carnosa HHB-10118-sp is the source of this 1144-nucleotide messenger RNA. RefSeq lists its product as uncharacterized. The record is from RefSeq and is a predicted model, not a curated record. The transcript is spliced from 4 exons. NCBI's taxonomy places the organism in Eukaryota, Fungi, Basidiomycota, Agaricomycetes, Polyporales, Phanerochaetaceae. The coding region runs from base 734 to 1126 and encodes 130 amino acids.
GCGCCGCGUAACGGAUAAUUUCAAGGCUCAAACACAAGGGAUCUCGCGUGACAACAUCCGGAUAAGAGCAUUGUAUACCUCCUUGCCUUCAGAAGCCGCUGCUCAGUCUAGUGACUCUGAGGACGAUCAUAAUACCGGAAGAUUUAGCUUCAAGUCGCUCUCCAGAAGGCGGAACGCACCUGCGAGCUCCCCAACACCACCCAUCUCUUCUGUUGACCCGUCUCCUUCUCCGAGUGCUCUCGUUAGCAGAGGGCAGUCACAUAUUCCGGAUCUUCCAUCUACGCCAUCUCCACAGCUGUCGCUACGCACUCAGAAAUCACCAGCCAACCCUCGUAUCUUGCGGGACGGUAGCCCAGAUCGUAAACGACGUCGCUUGGACAAUGCGGCGGCGAACAAGGCCACGGAGCGUAGUUCUUCUCUGGCAACUCCUCGAUCUGCUUAUGGUAGUAGUGUUCUUAUCCAUGCUUCUGAGAAUAAGGGAGAGCCUAGUCACGGUUCCAGACCUUUGCAGAAGUCUGACUCUGAAUCGAGCGAAGAAAUUGAGCUCGAGUUGACUCAGGAUAAUCCUGUGGAAGACGGAGAAGAAGGGUCCCCAGACAGAGGAAUAGUGGGCCUUGCUGAAUUAGAUAUUGAAAGACUAGAGCAUAACAUCAGGGAUGUUCUCCCAAGCCAACAACAAUCAGAAGACCAAGAUCCCGAUGCUCUAUCGUCACUGGCAGCUGUACAUCGACAAAUGUCGCAACAACAAGUACCGUCGCGACCGGACACGGACAACACUGCGGAAGAUGGGCUGCCAAUCCUCAACGUCAACACUCAUUCUGGCUCAUGGUCUCAGCCGGGCACCGUGUCCAAAGUGAAGACCAGUUUCAUUCCACGACUGAAGUCCAGCAUCCUCGAUAUGUCCGACGUCACCGCGGGCCGACCACCCACUGGCAGUCCAGAGCAUACUCAAAGCGAGAUCCAGCCAGAAUCCCAGCAGCAGAGCGUCGAUGCUGACGCAGAGCCCUCAGGCUCUCAGGCUGUUGCCUCUGAACCAAGCCAACUGCAGCUGCUGACACAAGCGCCGUACCACUUUCCCAGUCAGGAUUCGCAGGACUCGCAGAAGCAACAGCCGUCGCCACCCUGAAAGCGCUGCUCUGCGAGC